AGCACUGGUGAUAGUUUCAAUGAGUGUUUUAACUUGCCUUUUUAUCACCGCCAUUGCGGCAUCUGCGUCCGCUGUUUAUUAUCCACCAUUAGCUCCCUCAGACGUUGAGGAGUCAAACUUUGCCUACCAGCUGAAAAGUUUCCGACAACAGUUGGAUGAGUGUGCUGAAUACCUGCAAGUUUCACCAGGAUCCGUAGAAAACCUUGUGGCUUACAAUUAUGUUACGGAUGAUCCCAGUUUGAAGUGUUUGAUUCGAUGUGCCGGUAUCAACGGAGGAUGGUGGAGUGUUGGAGGAAACAACUCGGGAUUGCAACCACCAGUUAUCGAGAGCUACUUUGCCCCAGCUUGUGAUGAUACUUGUUAUGCCAAGCGUACUCAAGACUGUCUCAGUGCCAAUGUUGCCCCAUGCCAAGACGAUUGCACUCAGGCUUACCAAUCCUUCUUGUGCUACUACCAUCAAUAUGGAAACCUCAAGAGUUCCGAAGAGUACAUCCCACUGCCACAGCUGGAUGCCGUGCAAGCUGCUAUUGAUUGCAUGUUGAUUUUGCGCACACCCAAGGAAUUGCUUGAACAGUAUGUCCAGGGAGUCUUUCCAGAUGUACCGGAAACCCAGUGUUUAUUCAGAUGUCAAUAUCUGGCUGAAGGACUUUACGAUGGAGUUACUUUUAACUUAACUCGGGACUACAUUCGUGAAUACGCCGUUCCAUCGCCACAAAUCAAGGAUCCAGCUACCCAAGCAUGUGUGGAUAGUGCUCUCUCUUCUUCAAGCUGCAAUGAAUGUGCUCGUUUCUGGGCAGGAGUUGACUGUUUGAAGAACUAUGGCGUACCUAACCUUUCUACAAGCUACUUCCAUGUUGCUGCUGGGCUUGUGCUUAAUCAGCGAACUUGCCUCGAUGAAGACUUGAACCCCCGUUACAACGCUGGAGGCCCAGCACCGCCACCACCUCCACCACCACCAGCACCUCCAGCACCAACUCCAGCUCCAGCACCAGCCCCUACUCCUGGUUGCAUGUACAACUGCGGAUCAUAAGCAUUAAUUUACUAAAGCAUCUUAUAAUGAGUAACUGAAUAAGGAAAAAUUCAAUAAACAUAUUUUGUU
Messenger RNA from Aedes aegypti (yellow fever mosquito), 1099 nucleotides. RefSeq lists its product as uncharacterized. Lineage: Eukaryota; Metazoa; Arthropoda; Insecta; Diptera; Culicidae. Bases 20 to 1030 code for a protein of 336 amino acids. The transcript has a single exon. Gene Ontology annotation, molecular function: odorant binding. Gene Ontology annotation, biological process: sensory perception of smell. The record is from RefSeq and is a predicted model, not a curated record.